AUGCAAGUCACCUUCAACCUGUCAAAUUUGACAGGACGAGCAAAGACUUGGGCCUUAGGGCUCAAGCUUCACGACCCAAACGUGUUUGGGUCGUUGGAGAUCUUGAAGUACCGGCUAAAAGAGACGUUUGAGUCGCCAAGAGCUGAGUUCAGAGCACGCUCUGCACUCGUGAUGCUCAAGCAAGGUAAGCGUGAUGUGCACGCUAACGCACAACACUUACGCUACCUUGCGAGUAGCGUCACGGAAAACCCUGUUGAUGAGCACACGCUCAUAAACGUGUUCAUCUAA
Molecule: messenger RNA, 288 nt
Organism: Peronospora matthiolae
Lineage: Eukaryota; Oomycota; Peronosporomycetes; Peronosporales; Peronosporaceae
Source: the annotation of a GenBank genome assembly